UUUAAACUUUAGAGAUUUGCUGAAGGGAAUUUUAAAAAUGAAAAUGUUUGCUCAGUUAUAUGGCAUUAAAAGUUUGAAUAGCUUGAAUGGUUUUCUUUGAACAAAUUAAAAUUUUUAUUGUCUUUAAGCAGUGAAAAGAAGCUUUCAUAAUAUUUAUAAAUCCAUCUAUCUUUAAAAUAAAUAAAGCAUACUUGGUUUUAAAAAAGUAAUUUCAUAGCUGUUAGUUGGAAUUUCAAGUGUGAAACUUUUUAAAAUGAAUACAGAUCAUUUUAAUCUUUAUAUAUAGAUUUCAUUCAAAACAUCUUGACUAUUUAUAUGUUGCUUUUAUAUAUAGGUACAGGUAAUAUUUUAUCAGAAUCUACAUGGAAGAUGCAAAAAUGUUUUGUUAACUCCCUAUAAAAUGAAUAUACUGCCAAAAAUCACUUACCCUACUGCUGAAGCCAGAGUUAAUACUUAGCUUCUCAGUAGUGGAUUAGCAAAUGAAAAGAAGUGCUCUGAACCCAGUAGAGGAAAAUAGGAAGUGUCAGGAAAAUACUCCCAUCCCCCUUUCUUCCCUCCAAGCUUUUAGAUCUUUGUGUGGUGAGGCCCCUUUGGGAAUACCCUAGUAACUGUCUCUGAGCUGUGGCUUCAGGCAGUGGAGCAAACUGGAGAUCUCUGGUGGCAGCAGCCUGGCUCUCUCUAACUCCUGCUUUUUUCCCUGCCCUUUCCUUGGUCAUCCACCCCCUACUGCUUUCUUUCAUAAAUACACUGGGUAAGUGGGUCCCCUACUCUAAAAUAUUUAUCUCAUGAUCUGUCAUUCCACCAUUGUGGUUUCACUUCUUUGGAUUUUUAAGACGAUUUUAUCUGAAAGAUCCCCUUUUAAAAUGCAAAUACCCCUGGGAGAGGUCAGACCUUAGUCCUCUGCUAACAUCUUAAUUAUCAGUUAGCAUCUAAGUUCAUCUUAGUACACAUCUGGCUGAGAAGAACCCCUAGCUAAAAGUAAUAAAAACUAGAGGAAAACUAGUAUUUUUAAGAGGAGGAGCAGUAGUAAGUAGUAGUAAUAUUGUUGUUAUUAUUGGCAGCUAACAUGUACUAAGGGCUGUACUAUUAAGAAACAGGAAUUGUAAAUGCUUUACAAAAAUAAAUUUCCCUAAUUCCCUCAUCAACCCUACUGAUGUUGUUACUGCUGUUAUUUUACAGAUAAACUGAGGUAUGUGGGACAUAAUUAUCUCGGUCACAUAGUAAAUAUAGCUGAGUGUUAGACCCAGGCAUUUGGAUCCCAGAAGGCUCUCUGUUUUGCUGUGAUACCUCUUCCCUGCUUUAUUGCCUCUCAGAGAGUUGGCAUCUGAUCAACAUUUCACACUUCACAAUUUUGCAUCAAAUGGAAUCAUGGUGUUAAGAUUACAGGGCACUUCCUGUUGAAAGUCAGGGACCUUGCCAUCAUCUAAAUAGACUUUUUUUAGAAACAACUGUAAUGAAAUAGGCAAACUCCUUAUAACUAAGGGAAUGCAUUUACGGAUAUAGAGGAGGAGGAAGUAAAGAGACUACUGUAUAAUGUAUCAAAUACAUAGUAUUUUCUUUCCUACUUAAAACUUAUGUAAGUAACACAUUCAUUAUUUUUGGAAAUUUUAAAAUAUGGAUUAAUAAAAUAAUUUGCAGUCCCUGCUACCCAGUGAUAACUUGAAAAUGAAUGAAUGAAUAUACAUAUGUGUGUGUGUGUGUGUGUGUGUAUUCUUUCUAGGUUUUUUUUCCUUUGGGGCAUUAUUUUCUGAAUGUUCUGCAAGGUGUCAACUCAUACCACUUCUUUAAUAUUUUAGAGUGCAAUAAUUUUCCUUACAUGUAAAUAGCAUUUCCCACUUCAUCUCUACCAGAAGUUGAACUGAUAAUUAUUGUCUAUGACUUGCCAGAAACAAAGGUUUAACUAAAUUAUCUGUGUUCUUUAUAUGAUCCUUCUUAAAUAAAAGUAGAUAGAAGAGAGCCCUAGAUUCUUAAUCUCUGUAUUGAAUCUGUUCUUUCAUCCAAUGUUUGGUCAGCACUAAUCUACCUCUGCUCCCAUCUUUGCUUCAGCACUGCUACAGCUUAAUUACCUUAUAAUAUAUGGAGCAGUAGAGUCUCAUUUAAUCACUCAUCCCUCCUCUAGAUCUACCAUGCAGAUCCCUCUGUAACCUACAUAACUGAUUGUGUCAUUCUCCUUUAUAGAAUUCUUCAGUGGCUUUUUAUUGUCCAUAGAUCCUGGAAGCAGACUUUGGGGAUGAUUGGGGCAGGGAAUUCUUUAGGUUCCAGGUACCAGUGAAUGGUUUUAAAAGGGGAGUUGGGGAUGUUUGCUGGUUCCAGGUGGUCACAUCCCUUGACUCUGCUGACUCCAUAUAAUGAGAUAGGGCCAAGCAGGGGCCCCUAAAUUGUCAGGUCUGGACCCUCAUUGUCUAGGUCUAAAAGCAGAGUGUGCUGCUGCUGCAUGGAGAGUAAACUUUUGGUGGCAGCAAGGAUCCAAGCUGGGGGACCAUUUAGGAGCCUAAUUGCAGUAAUCCAGUUUUCAGAUGCUUCAAGUGCUGUGAACAGAGACUUGUUUGGAUUAUGUGUUUCUCAGCUAGACUAAAUAAAUGCUAACAAUGGAUAAAUGCAAACACAUUGGGCAGUUGAGGCUUGCUCAAGACCAUUCCAUCCUCAACCCUCAGAAAUGGCAUUGUGUGGACUGUAAUACAAGUGAAUCAAUUUGGGCUUGCCUUAGCUGUUCCCAUGUUGCCUGUGGAAGAUAUAUUGAAGAACAUGCACUCAGGCACUUUCAAGAAAGCAGUCAUCCUGUUGCGUUGGAGGUGAAUGAGAUGUAUGUUUUUUGUUAUCUUUGUGAUGAUUAUGUUCUUAAUGAUAAUGCAACUGGAGACCUGAAAUUACUACGAAGUACAUUAAGUGCAAUCAAAAGUCAAAAUUAUCACUGCACCACUCAUAGUGGAAGGAUUUUACAGUCUAUGGGUACAAGUGAUGAUUCUUAUUUCUUACAUGAUGGUGCCCAAUCUCUGCUUCAAAAUGAAGAUCAAAUGUAUACUGCUCUUUGGCACAGGAGAAGGAUACUAAUGGGUAAAAUCUUUCGAAUUUGGUUUGAACAGUCACCCAUUGGAAGAAAAAGGCAUGAAGAACAGUUUCAGCAAAAAAUAGCAAAAAGAGAAGUGAAGAAAAGACGGCAAGAAUUAGAGCAACAAGUUAAAGCAGAAUUGGAAAGUAUGCCUCCGAGAAAGAGUUUACGUUUGCAGGGUCUAGCUCAGUCCACCACAAUAGAAAUAGUUCCUGUUCACAUACCAUUACAAACCUCAGAAUCACCAGCAAAAGAUACAGUAUCUACCUCAGAAGAUGUAAGAUUAAAAAAAGCCAGUGAUUCCUCUGUUAAAAGAAGGCCAAUAGUAACUCCUGGUGUAACAGGAUUGAGAAAUUUGGGAAAUACUUGCUAUAUGAAUUCUGUUCUUCAGGUAUUGAGUCAUUUACUUAUUUUUCGACAGUGUUUUUUAAAACUUGAUCUGAACCGAUGGCUGGCUGUGACAGCUAGUGAUAAAACAAGAUCAUCUUACAAGCAUCCUCCGGUCACAGAUACAGUAUAUCAAAUGAAUGAAUACCAAGAAAAAGAAACAGGCUCUGUUAGCUCCAGACAUCCAAGUUUAUCAUCAGGACUAAGUGGUGGGGCAUCAAAGAGUAGAAAGAUGGAACUUAUUCAGCCUAGGGAGCCAAGUUCACAAUACAUUUCUCUUUGUCAUGAACUGCAUACUUUGUUUCAAGUCAUGUGGUCUGGAAAGUGGGCCUUGGUCUCACCAUUUGCGAUGCUACAUUCAGUAUGGAGACUAAUUCCUGCUUUUCGUGGUUAUGCCCAACAAGAUGCUCAGGAAUUUCUUUGUGAACUUCUGGAUAAAAUACAACAUGAACUAGAGACAACUGGUACCAGGUUACUGGCUCUUAUCCCCACUUCUCAAAGGAAACUUAUCAAACAGGUUCUGAACGUUGUGAAUAAUAUUUUUCAUGGACAGCUUCUUAGUCAGGUUACAUGUCUUGCAUGUGACAACAAAUCAAAUACCAUAGAACCUUUCUGGGACUUGUCACUGGAAUUUCCAGAAAGAUACCAAUGCAGUGGAAAAGAUACUGCUUCCCAGCCAUGUCUGGUUACUGAAAUGUUGGCCAAAUUCACAGAAACCGAAGCUUUAGAAGGAAGAAUCUACAUAUGUGACCAGUGUAAUUCAAAGCGUAGAAGGUUUUCCUCAAAAGCAGUUGUGCUCACAGAAGCCCAAAAACAGCUUAUGAUUUGCCACCUACCUCAGGUUCUCAGACUACAUCUCAAACGAUUCAGGUGGUCAGGACGUAAUAAUCGAGAGAAGAUUGGUGUUCACGUUGGGUUUGAAGAGAUCUUAAACAUGGAGCCCUAUUGCUGCAGGGAGUACCUGAAAUCCCUCAGACCAGAAUGUUUUAUCUAUGACUUAUCUGCUGUAGUAAUGCACCAUGGGAAAGGAUUUGGCGCAGGGCACUACACUGCCUACUGUUAUAAUUCUGAAGGAGGGUUCUGGGUACACUGCAAUGAUUCCAAGCUAAGCAUGUGCACUAUGGAUGAAGUAUGCAAGGCCCAAGCUUAUAUCUUGUUUUAUACCCAGCGAGUUACUGAGAAUGGACAUUCUAAACUCUUGCCUUCAGAACUCCUGUCUGGUAGUCAACAUCCCAAUGAAGAAGCUGAUACCUCUUCUAAUGAAAUCCUUAGCUGAUCCAAAGACAGUGGGGCUUUCUUUUUGUGAUUUGUAUAUAUACUUUUUAAAGGGGCUGACUUAACAAUUUUGAGCUUCAUUGUUUUUAUUUUUUACUUAUUAAUCAGUGAACACAUGUUUACACAUUUUGUAUCUAACUACAACAAAUCUUUUAUAGAGACAGUGUUAGCGUAAGUAUAUGUAUAUCAGUGACAGCAGGUAAAGUUUUUCCACUUGUGUGGCAAUUUUAAACUUCUAGUGUUUACCUCAAACUGGUGUUACCUCUUAUAUUUUAAUGUCUUAAUUGGCUCAGAUCAUGAAGUUGUGCAAUCUUCUACUGAAGAAGUUCAGGUGGCAUUAUUUUAUACAUUUCUUUUUUUGGUAGCUAUUUUCUGUACAAAUUCUUAUUAGAUAUGAAAUUAGACUUUCUUCACCAAUAGUCUUACCAAAAAAAUAAAAAU
Messenger RNA from Vicugna pacos (alpaca), 5152 nucleotides. It is a transcript of the gene USP44, whose product is annotated as ubiquitin specific peptidase 44. NCBI's taxonomy places the organism in Eukaryota, Metazoa, Chordata, Mammalia, Artiodactyla, Camelidae. Gene Ontology annotation, biological process: protein deubiquitination. The record is from RefSeq and is a predicted model, not a curated record. Gene Ontology annotation, molecular function: cysteine-type deubiquitinase activity; zinc ion binding.